Porites lobata is the source of this 1015-nucleotide messenger RNA. Lineage: Eukaryota; Metazoa; Cnidaria; Anthozoa; Scleractinia; Poritidae. The record is from the annotation of a GenBank genome assembly.
AUGCCACACCCUGACAUGACAGUACACGCUGUGACUCUCGACCCAGGCUCCUCUGAGUACCAAAAUAUCAUGAGCAAAUUUCAAGCAACCGGUGGCGGAGUGCAGAUUCAGAAAAUCGUGCGAGUUCAGAAUCCUCAUCUUUACAAGCAGUACAUGGUACAAAAGCAGAAAAUAGACAGAGAUAAUGGAGGAAACAACGAACGACAGCUUUUUCAUGGAACCGACGCUAAGAAUAUAUGUGCAAUAAACACAGAGGGGUUCAACAAAAACUUUUGUGGGGUACACGGUAAGUGCUUCUUUGGGCAGGGGUGUGAGGAACAAGUCUAGUUUCUCAUUAAUAUACGCCCCAAAAAGUAGUCGCAAAAAGAAGUUGAGACUAAAAAUGUUUGGUCUAUUUUUGUUUAAAGGGUGUUUUUAUUUUAGUCUUUACUUUUUAGAGUAUGUAUGUGGUUUUUAUUAACACGUUUGUCAUGGUAGACGGUACCACAGUACUAGUAAUACCGUUAUCAUAAUAAGGUAUAAGUUUUUAAGAAUUUGAUCUUUAUCAUUAUUAUUAAUUAUUAUUAUAAUAGUAAGGAAAACUGCUGCUGGUAAAAAAGCAAAAAAUGGGAGUUGCACAGUGGCAGUUCUAACAAGGUUGAGGGCUAUUUUUUAUGUUUUCAAAAGAAAGUUAUGUUACAGUUCAUAUGUAAGACCAUUCAUAGUCACUCGUGACUGAAGUUUGUUUCUUUUCCUUCCAGGAACAGCCUAUGGGCGCGGUCUGUACUUUGCCAGAGACGCAUCUUACUCAGUUGGAUAUGCAAAGGGUGAGAUUGGGGGCCGCUUUAUGUACCUUGCGAGGGUCCUGGUUGGGAAAUAUUGUGCAGGUAACUCUGGUAUGAUCGUCCCACCACCAAAGAACCCUUCCAGACCGGAGAUUUUGUACGAGUCUGUGGUUGAUAACACAGGAAACCCAUCCAUCUUCGUUGUUUUCUACGAAGCACAGUGUUAUCCUGAAUAUCUCAUAACCUUUUAA